AUGGGAAACAGCCCGUCAAAGAAUAGCUAUGCCAUACCGAGUACGAAGAACCCAUCUACAACGCAUUCUGCCACUUCAGGCAGUGAAGAACUGAACGCUAAUGAACCUAAUGACCCUGAUGAUAGUAGGUCUCUACCUACUCAGAAUAUAAAGAUCAGUAAAGAGGCUCCUGGAGAGCCCAGAAACAAUUCCAAGAGGAAUAACACAAACCAGGCGUAUGACCUGGAAAUAGAUAUGUCAUUUGCGAAGGCACUAGGUGGGUCAGGGGGCAGUAAUUCUAGCGCAACGAGCACCAGCAGCUCGAUGUCUCUGAAGCGCCUCAUGACCCCACCCUCCGGCGUCACAGACUCCUCGUACAUGUAUGGGAGCUCACCGGAGGACAACUUGGGGCUCGACAAGCUGCCUCCCAUCAAGGAAGAGCAGCACGCAUCCUUGGCAGCCACGAGCUCAUGUAAGAAAACAGUUCGUGCGCAAGCCAAGGCCAAAGCGCUGGCUCGGCGCGGCAUCAAGUCCGGCACUGAGAUUCCCAACCCUCGCUCUGCGUCUAACCGCAUUAUUUUGAAGCGUAAUGCUCACGACCCGCAGUCUGAACGGCUGGAUGUGGACGACAUGAUUGACAAAUUACUUCAAGUCGGUCAGACUCGCUACUACCAGCCCAAGGAUUUCCCAUUCAGAUCUUGGGAGGUUCAACUAAUCUGUGCACGCGCACGCGAACUCUUUUUAGAUCAACCUUCUUUGUUACGCUUACAGGCCCCCAUCAAGAUUGUGGGAGAUGUACAUGGUCAGUUUACUGAUCUGCUGCGUAUACUUAAAUUAUCUGGAGUUCCGCAAGACACUAGCUACCUGUUUUUAGGUGACUACGUUGACAGAGGUAAACAGUCAUUAGAGACUAUGCUGUUAUUACUAUGUUACAAGGUCAAAUACCCUGACAGGUUCUUUAUGUUGCGUGGUAACCAUGAAUCCGCCAAUGUCACCAAGAUGUACGGUUUUUACGACGAGUGUAAAAGAAGGCUAUCCAUCAAAUGUUGGAAAAUGUUUGUGGAUGUUUUCAACACUUUGCCUCUUGCUGCCAUCGUACAAGAUAAAAUUUUUUGCGUGCAUGGCGGAAUAUCUCCGGAUUUGGCAAGUAUGAUGCAAGUCGACCAAAUUGCAAGACCCACUGAUAUUCCGGAAGAGGGUCUGCUCACAGACUUGUUGUGGAGUGACCCGGACCCUCAAGUUCCAGAUUGGUCCGUGAACGAUCGUGGUGUUUCUGUAACCUUUGGUAAAAGAAACGUUUACGAUUUUUGUACCCGCUUCAAGUUCGACUUGGUUGUCAGAGGCCACAUGGUUGUUGAAGAUGGUUACGAGUUUUUCGCACGAAAAAAGUUCGUUACUGUUUUUUCAGCCCCCAACUAUUGUGGAGAGUUCCAGAAUUGGGGAGCUGUCAUGAGCGUCACUACAGGAUUGAUGUGCAGUUUUGAACUGUUGAAACCUCAUGGUUUGAAAGACAAGCCUGCCAAAUAA
Molecule: messenger RNA, 1506 nt
Organism: Lachancea fermentati
Lineage: Eukaryota; Fungi; Ascomycota; Saccharomycetes; Saccharomycetales; Saccharomycetaceae
Source: the annotation of a GenBank genome assembly